Molecule: messenger RNA, 1704 nt
Organism: Exophiala xenobiotica
Lineage: Eukaryota; Fungi; Ascomycota; Eurotiomycetes; Chaetothyriales; Herpotrichiellaceae
Exons: 1
Coding region: 1-1704 (567 amino acids)
Biological process (GO): nucleolar large rRNA transcription by RNA polymerase I; transcription initiation at RNA polymerase I promoter
Cellular component (GO): RNA polymerase I upstream activating factor complex
Molecular function (GO): RNA polymerase I general transcription initiation factor activity; rDNA binding
Source: RefSeq, a predicted model, not a curated record
AUGGAUAUCUCGGACAAGGACCUCCAGGAUGAGGCUUCAAGUAGUGCCACUUCAACUUCCGCUAGCCACGAUGAAGGCUUUACAACAACGCAACUACCUGAUCCAUACUCGACGCCUGGGACUCUUGCUACGGAUAUUCCAUUCCAUGACCGAAAGUGGGAACGGCUUCGGCGACAUUACAAUGAUCAGUAUCUGGAGCUAUUCAAGAAGACCUUCCAGGCUAAGGAGGAGGACAGUUCGCCCGACAAUUUCACUGCUACACAGCUGGGAGCCGUAAUCUGGGAAUCAGAGGAGAAGGACCGACUCUUCGAUGCCCUACGCCGCAAAGGUCGUCAUGAUCUACAAACUAUCUCAAGACUGGUCGGCUCGAAAUCCGAAGUCGAAGUCAAGGCAUACCUGGACAGUCUUCUACAACAGGAAACCGACCGACAAUUAUUUGAAGCUCAACCAAGAAAUCUCUCGCAUGCUGAGAUUCCCGCUUCCUUUGAGAUCGGCCCUGACUGUGAAGCUGUACUUGAUCAGGCCGCAGAAGCACUAGGAGCAUUCCAAGAGCAGUAUGACUUUGCUGUUGCGCAGCGCAACAAUCCAAUAUGGUUGAUCGACGGCGUCACGGCUGCAAAGCUCGAUGAGAAGGCCGAUGGCAGAGAUUCCACCAUUGAUCUGGAAGAUGAUUCCGAUGGCGAAGACGUUUCAUGGGCUGGAGAGGCAUGUCAACUCUUUCACCUUUCAAAGUUUCUGACCCUUAGCGAGCGGCUCUUUAUGAAUUCGGGCCAUGUCCACAGUACCACGUGGCAUCAAGUUGUUGAAGAUGGCCAACGUCCGGCAAUGACUUUAGAUUCUGUGGAGGAGAUGUUCAACUUGGUUACGAGCUUUACCAGGCGACUGGUCCAGGCUUGCAUCUUCAUGGCGAAAUCUCGGAUUCGUUCAUCUAGGUCGGGCCAAUCCAGGCGAGGUGGCCUAAUCAGAAACGAAGAUAUUUCUGCCGCACUCGCUGUGCUAGGAGUCAAGUCCAGCUGGGGAAACUUCUGGGUCAAAGUUGCGAGGAGAAAUGGACUAACGGUAGUUGGAGGGGCGCACAAGAAGGGCGCAACCGUAAGAGAAGUAAUGUCAUACGAUGAGGCGGAACUCAGUCUGUCGAGAUCCAGCCGGCCCAGGUCUAUAUCCAUCACUUCUGAAGAGACGCUCCAAAGUCAAAGCUCAUCUGUGGGUCCUUUGGACGGAGUUCAAGGGGAAGAGGAAGCCAGCGAAGGUCAGCAUUUUCGGAAAAAGUUACCAUCCUCGGCAUCUCUAUCAGACGAUGAAAGCGAUGACGAUGCCGCGUAUGGUGCUUUGCCAAGUUCUUCUGCUGAGGAAGAGGAAGAGGUUUCUCCGAUUGCCAAGUCUCGGAGUAGGCGGUUGUCAAGGCGGCAAAGACUCGAACUGCUUGGACAAGAAGAGGACGAAUACAUGGAGCGCCUGGAUCAAGAAGCUAGACGGCACGAAGAGUCGCGCUUGCUGAACAUGCUCAAUCACAGUGAGAGGCCGGUCAAGGAAGAAGAGGGACCGGACAUGGGAUCUCGUCCAAAAGUAGUGAGGAAGACUGUCGACGAUUGUACGGGUUGGUCGGCCAACUACCAAGCUGAAUGGGAGCGUUACGGUGCGAUCCUGCCUCCAGAAGCUUUUGCGGAGAGAGACAACCGUCGCAAAAGGAGGAAACUGGCUUGA